This is a messenger RNA of Corapipo altera (White-ruffed manakin), 1728 nucleotides long. RefSeq names its product testis specific 10 (gene TSGA10). Lineage: Eukaryota; Metazoa; Chordata; Aves; Passeriformes; Pipridae. The record is from RefSeq and is a predicted model, not a curated record.
AUGGAGGGGGAGCAUCACCUCCUUCAAACUGCUGGUCACGCUGCUUUUGAUGCAGCCCAGGAUGUGGAGAAAAUAAUUUCAGAUUUCAAGAUUCUGAUUUCUGAGUUGGAGCAUUCCACAAAGAUAUCUGCUGAAGCACUCUCCAUCUGUGAGGAGGAUAUCACCAGUUUGCAUCAACAGCUGUAAGAAACCAACAAAGAACUCACACAGACCAACAAGAACAGAGUAUCAUUAGCUCAGGAGAAUGACAGGUUACAGGAGCAUCUUUCUAAUAUUAAGCAAGAAAUUUAGGUACUACAUAAAAAACUAGCGAAGUACCAAAAUAAGCUUGAUUAUAUGAAGUUGAAGGCCCAGGAUUCAAACACAGAUAUUGUCAGGCUGAAGAAUGUACUGAAGUAUAAGGUGAGAGAGAGAGAGAACUGUGAGCUCUUGGAGAAUUACCACAAAGCCUGUGAACAAAGAGAAAGUUGGGAAGCAAAAUGCCAUCAAGCAGAAGCAGGCUUUUCUUCUAGACUGACACUGAUCAGGUUGAAAGAGAAAAUAGAGUCCCUUGGAACACAGAUGGAGCAACAUUUGCCAACAGAAGCAGCAUACAAGUCUCAUAUUUCUGCGUUAAGCAAGUCUCUUCUGAAAAUGGAUAGAAAGCUUCAAAAUAUACAUGGGAGAGUCCCUAUACUUGCAAAUCUCACAUCUAUACAAAAACUUUGCAUUAAAUUAGGGAGUCAACAAUUAAAUUAGCAUUUAACUUCCACAGCAGAAAAAGUAGAAAGGCUGCAGAGUGAGUCAUCCCAUUCUGAAACAGAGCUGCUGAGAAAACAAGUGGGAAAUGAAAGAGCAUCUAUGAAAAACCUGGAAUCUUUGCUUGUGUCCAGUUGUGAGAAAGAAUUUCAGUCACAGAUAGCAAAACAAGAGAAAGACUCUGAAAUUCAGUUUCUCGAGGAACAGCUUGCUUUAGAGAAAAAUCAUCUUGCUGUGCAGAGUUGAGAUUUUACUCACCUCAGAAAUAGAGCAGCUGAGCUUGAGGCAGAACUGGAUAUCACCAAACGACAGCUGGAGAGUGAAUGCUUUGAAAGGCAAGUAUAUGUUUUUAAGCUUCAAUGCCAGAAUUGUACAAAUUUGUAUCAGAUAAGCUCUACAUUAAGAGCAUCAUCACCUGAACAUUCCCAUCCUCGAUCUCCUCAUCGGUCUCUGGACUGGCCCCUGGAAGGCUACACACUGCAACUAUCCCGCCACCUCCAACAGUCUUUAACUCGCUCCAGCAAAAACCUGGAGAUGGCUCGCCGCUACCUUAAGCCGCUACGGGUGGGCGAAGUGGAAAGGAAAGCCGAGGCGGAAAACAGUGAAAUCGGCCCUUCACAGCGCCCGUCCCGCUCGUUCUCCUCACUCCCGUACGUCUAUGACCCGGCGCGGUCAGUGUCUUGCCCAGGCGGAAAACACCUGGGCGCCGCACCCCGCCCGUCCCCGGGGCAGCGCGGCCGGCCCGCCUCGCCUUUGGCCCCGGGGCCGCGGGCGGGCCCUGCGCCGCAGGUGGCGGCGGGGCUGGCGGGAGGAGCGGGGCAGGGCCGCGGGCAGGUGGCGGCAGGUCCGCGGCUCGGAUGGGCCGGUGCCGCCCGAUCCUGCCGCUCCCCGUGGCCUCCCGGGCGCUGCCGGCCGCGGGCACCGCUCCCCUGCGGGCCGCCCGUGCCGCCAGGGCUGCGCCGCCUCGCCCCUCGCACGGGCUCCAGGUGA